GCGCCCGCCAAGGGCACCGGGUACGUCAACGCCAAGGUCGGAAGUGACGAUUGAAAUGUCAGAGGAGGUGCUGAAACACGAUGCAAGGGGCAGGACCACAGAGAAGCAGCUUGGCGUUGUGUAAAAGCUGAAUGCGGCGGCCCAAUCACUUUAUGUUUCCCGUCUGCCGUCAAGGGUGCCACUGCCCUUUCCCACCCGCUUUUUGUGGCUGAGCAUUGGUGACGAUGCCAUGUCGUGCCAGGGAUGGCCCCCGUUCAAAGUUUGAAAUCAAGGCCGCAAUUUUUCUGGAAGCCGGGCCUUUUUUUUUUCUUUCUCGGCCCAGACACGACGACAGCUGCUGGCGAUGUAGCCAGCCUUGCGGGACGACGCGUGGAGUUGCGCCUCGUUCGCUGAUACCGUGGACAGACACUUGGGCGUCCAUCAGACAUCGCGAACGCCCAAGGACCCGUGCCAAGGAUGGGCUUCUUUGUUGUUAUUCUCUCCUCUUCUUCGACAUUCCACAGUGAAUGAAUCGGAUGGGAUCUUCUCGGUAGAGGACGAUGGCCCCUUUCAUGCACGCAGCGAUGGCCCCUGCAUCUGAUUUUCGUCGGCCCCCUCCACCGCCACUUCUUGACUCUCACGGGGCUACAUCGAUCGACAACGCGGGGCGCGCGGCGAUCGCCAGCCAGAAAGGGUUACGCGUUUGCAAAGUGCCGGUCAGCCAAGGCGUCGAUUGACUGGAGAGCCGGAGAGACUGGGGAGAGAAGGCCAGGACAGCCCGAGAAAGAAGCUUCUGUUUAACGUAACGAAGGCCAGCGCAUAGAGGUUCCCAUCAUGCCCCCCCUUUUUUUUUCCCUGUCGCCGCCGUUGCAUCUCUCUGCCUCUUCGGGACUUGCCAGCCCUCGAGCAGGGGCGGCGGGUGGCUCGCUGGCGGCGGCCUCCUCCACCCAUAGACUUGCUGCCUUGUCGGGCUAUCUUUUCAGCAUCGCGCUGCCGCCCAAUGUCAAGACCACUCAACCACGGCCUGGUGGAGUCUUGGCUGGACUGCCAAGACCACCCGGAGUAUUUAUGAGGCUUGUCUUCCCCAAGCUCCCGGCCGUCUUGGAGGAGAGAAGAUAUCGCCAGCCUGACCUUGCUUCCUCUAUUGGAGUUCACCUCGUCCCUCCCCGCUGCCCUUUCUGAUCACCGUCCAUAAGCUUUCAGCAUCUCCCAGCCCCGAGACACACAGGCAAAAUCCCUAGCCACGAUGCACUUCCACAAUACUGUCCUUGUCGUCCUGGCCGGCAUGGCCCCCCUGCUGGCCCGGGCCGACGACGACCUGGAGCUGAGCCGUGACGACAUCCCGCAGCAGUGCCGCGGCAUCUGCGAGCCCGUCAAGCAGCUAACCGAUAUCUGCGACGUCGAUGACGACCGCAUCAAGGACGACCGCGUCGAGGAGCUGCUCAACCUCCAGUGCGUCUGCACUAACCGCAGCUUCAACGUCGCACGCUUCGCGGCGCUCUGCCAGAGCUGCAUGACGCAGAGCAACCCGCGCGACAGGGACGACCUGAAGGACAUCGACAAGAUCAUGCGCAAGUGCGGCUUCGCGGCCCAGAACUACUCGCCCAGCCAGUCCAACGACGCAAACGGCAUCAACGUGUCGGCCGUCAAGCCCACGGCCGCCGGUCAGCUGACGACGACGUACGUGCCCGGCUCGGCCGCCACCCCGCCGCCCGCCAGCGGCACCACUGGCGGCGGAAAACCUACAACCACCGGCCCCGCGAGCGGCAGCGGCGGCCGGCAGUCGUCCGCGACGCCGGGGUCGGCGACGGCCGCGGGUGGCAACGGCAACCCCAUCCCCGGUAGCGCGACGUCGGCUGCCAUCCCCGUGAUUGGCAUGGCUAUCGCGGCCGUUCUUGGGUCCGUGCUCAUGCUGUGAGUGGGGACGCUCGGAUGUGGAUACGACGCAUGACGAUGGCUUAGUGUUUCUACUGGGUGGUUUUUGAUAUUUGAUACUGUUUGUUUUUGGCGGGAAAGUGAUGAUAGUAAAUAGUGUGUUUAGCUGCAAUGCCAUCCCUCGUCCUAGUGUUCCUGUAGUG
Molecule: messenger RNA, 2057 nt
Organism: Gaeumannomyces tritici R3-111a-1
Lineage: Eukaryota; Fungi; Ascomycota; Sordariomycetes; Magnaporthales; Magnaporthaceae
Exons: 2
Coding region: 1226-1897 (223 amino acids)
Source: RefSeq, a predicted model, not a curated record